AUGGAGACCCGCAAGAACCGGGAGGGCUCUGAGAGAGGACAAGGACGAGGUUUCAGCGGGCACAGCCGGGAGGCCUCUGCGUCCAGGCACAAACCGCGCAGAAGCCGGGAUGGCUCCCCUCGCAGUCCCGGCAGAGAAACAGGAAACCGAGGGCGGAAGUUCAAGCCACGAGCGGCCCCAGCCGGAGAGAGAGGCCACGACAAGCCCGAGCCCAGCGGAGCACGACGCCCCCAUGAGCGCACAGGAGGUUCUGUUCCCAGCCCGAGGCGCCUGGAGGAGCCAAAGCACCGGCCUAGAUCGCCAGGGAGGACUAGCGGCCCGGAACGCCGAGUUGACGACCUGGAGGAGGGACCCACCUCCCCAAAGCGCCGCCGACGCCUCUCCCCAGAAGCCUGGGUCUCCGUCCCGUGCCCGCUGUCGCGAGUCGUCAACCACCUGGGCGGGCUGGAGGUGGCCCUGGGCGAGCUUUGGGCCCCGGGGGGCGCCUUCCUCCCGGGGCCCGCCGGCGGCACGCAGCCCAGCCCCUCGCAGCGCGCCUGGCUCGCCUGGCAGCUGGCGCACGCCGGGGCCGCCCUGCACUGGGCGCUGGCCACGCUCGACAACCUGCUGGCUGCGGGGCCCUGGCCCGCGGGUCAGCCGCCCUCUGCGCCCGCUCCUGGGCGGCCUCAGGUGCUCACGGGAGCCAGCACCGUCGCCUUGGAAAAGCUCGAACCCUCUGCCCCAGAGGCGAUCCCGACUCUGCACUGCAAACUCUACGGCGCCCUGCAGGGCGGCGGCCUCCUGCGUUCGAAUGCCAGGAGCUCCCUGGCAGCAGCAGAGCAGAAAGAAGCAUGGCCCCGCCCCAGUUCGGCGCCCGGCAAUCUCCCUCCCGCCCGCUCGAGGAGAUAGAUGGCUGCCUGGCUCCGAAAGUCUGGCUCUUGUUCCGGGCAUCCAAAGGAAGACACGGGUUUUCCUUCUGGGGGCUCGCAACAUCUGGGACUUUGACGACUCGGGACCUCUCUCCCAUUGAAUUUUUGCGUGUCUUCUGGGAAAGGAAGAGGUGUGGGCUCUGGGGUUUGACGUGCGAUUGAGCUUCUCUGAGCCGAGAGCGUUGAGAAGCCUACCCGGAAUGACACCCGGAUAGAGACGGAGCCAUGUCGAUUGGCGGAAGUGGGGGUGGGGGCUUAGGGAGGUACCUCGCCAUAGGUGAUUUGCAGGGGAAUGUGAAAUGCCCCCGCCAUAGGUCAUUUGCAGUGGAAAGCAAAAUGCCUGGUCCGUCAGCUUCUUCGUGUGACCCAGGAAAUGUCCUUAAUGUUUCAAACCUCUGCCCCCAGGGUCGGGAAAAUAUUCCUGAGAGGGUUUGGUGAGCCUCUGGAAUCUCUCCACCAUUCCGUGUUUGCACCCUCGGCUUUGGCAUGGAGGAACUGCGUCCACUUGUUUGGGAAACAGUUUACAAGUGUUUAAAGACCCAUGUGGCUACCUGG
Piliocolobus tephrosceles (Ugandan red Colobus) is the source of this 1463-nucleotide messenger RNA. RefSeq lists its product as uncharacterized. The transcript is spliced from 3 exons. Bases 1 to 888 code for a protein of 295 amino acids. The record is from RefSeq and is a predicted model, not a curated record. NCBI's taxonomy places the organism in Eukaryota, Metazoa, Chordata, Mammalia, Primates, Cercopithecidae.